Molecule: messenger RNA, 834 nt
Organism: Lytechinus variegatus (green sea urchin)
Lineage: Eukaryota; Metazoa; Echinodermata; Echinoidea; Temnopleuroida; Toxopneustidae
Product: potassium channel subfamily K member 4-like
Exons: 2
Coding region: 1-834 (277 amino acids)
Biological process (GO): stabilization of membrane potential; potassium ion transmembrane transport
Cellular component (GO): membrane
Molecular function (GO): potassium ion leak channel activity
Source: RefSeq, a predicted model, not a curated record
AUGGCAGAAAAUGGUGUGAAUGAAAUUAAAAGUGACGCCAUUUUUGAAGAAGAAAAUGAGAGCAUAGAACACUUAGAACGGGGUGAAGGUGGAGAAGAAGAUAAUGAAGAAGGGGAUAUAUCAGUAUCGAUGGGGACGAAAUGGAUGAUAAUAUGUUUCUUCCUUCUCGUCAUGUUGGCAUACCUGUUCGCCGGAGCGCUGGUCUUCCGCGCCCUCGAGCGUCCCGCAGCAUUGAAGGCUUCGAAGAACUUCCAUGGAGCUCUCCGACGGCUUUCAUCCGAAAGCGAUUGCAUCGAGGAUGGGGACGUUGCCGAUUUGAUGAUGAUCGUAACACGAGCCAUAGGUGAAGGAGGCUACUCGACUGGUCAACCUUACGCCUUUCGUCUGAGCGAGGGAACGAUCAAUGACACCUACUACACACAUCCGUGGAGAAUGUCACAAACCUUCUUUGUAAUCACAGUUGUGACUACGAUAGGAUUUGGCUAUGCGUCCCAGCGCACAGGAAUCGGUGAUAUCUUCUGCGUGUUCUACGCCUUGGCAGGCAUUCUACUCACUGGAAGCAUCCUGCUCCUUGUCGGUCAAAUGCUCCAGGAUCUAUGCCUCACAAGGUUCACAACCAGCCGGCAGAAAUGCCUCAGGUGUUGUACGAAGGUCGGAGCUGGCUUUGCUAACUUAACUUUGGCCUAUCUUUUAGUCCUCCUCAUGUUGGUGCCACCCAGCAUCAUCUACUUCUACACACAAGAAGACUGGGACUUUGUCGAUAGUCUUUAUUACGUAGUGCAGGCUACGACCACCGCCCACUGCCAAUCUUAUAAUUUUUUUCUUGAAAAAUAA